Messenger RNA from Syngnathus acus (greater pipefish), 3630 nucleotides. RefSeq names its product DENN domain-containing protein 1A-like. The record is from RefSeq and is a predicted model, not a curated record. The transcript has 22 exons. NCBI's taxonomy places the organism in Eukaryota, Metazoa, Chordata, Actinopteri, Syngnathiformes, Syngnathidae. Gene Ontology annotation, biological process: endocytic recycling; endocytosis. Gene Ontology annotation, molecular function: phosphatidylinositol phosphate binding; guanyl-nucleotide exchange factor activity. Gene Ontology annotation, cellular component: cytosol; clathrin-coated vesicle. Bases 594 to 3416 code for a protein of 940 amino acids.
CGGAGUCAAAUUCCUUGUUUGGCAUGCACAAACUUGGCCAAUAAAGCUGAUUCUGAUUGUAAGUAGAGGUUUCCCUGUACCAAGAAUUGGGAAAGAACAGGUUCCAAGGUGAAAGGUAUCCCUAAUAGAUGCUGUUUUCAUUUUCGAUGGAAAAAAUGCCAGUUAUGAAGGACAAGUUACAAAUAUUUCAAUUUAUGUUUUUUACUAAGCUUUGUGAGUCUUUUAUUGCUGUUAUUCAUUUGCCUUUGUGUUUUCCGACAUGCUGAUUUUAUAUCUUUCUAUGUACCUGAGCUUGUAAUUUUCUGCAAGGUAUUACACGGUGUUUUGUAGAUUCUUACAGAAAGGGUGAAAACGAACGGUACCGGACUACCUCCUAGUCACGCGACUUUUCUUUCUUAGGUUUAUGGAAGUUGUAGUUUGUCUCACGAGAACAGUGUGUAUAGUGUUAUUGGCUACUCUACUGCCGUAAACGUCAACUCCCACAAUCCAUUGCUCGACACUGUGCGUUUGUUUCCUUCUCCGUAACGUGUCAGAAAUAUUUGCUUUGGAUUCCGUUGUAUUCUCCUCCAAGUAAAUGUGUUCCGGACCGAAAGAUGGAAUCAAGAAUCAAGGAAAGUCCAGGAUGUGCCUUUGAGGUGUAUGUGGAAGUUGUUCACCCAGGCACACAAAGCUCAGAGCCUGCCAUCCGAAGAAAAUUCCCAGAGGACUUCCAAGAUGAGGACACUAUUAAAACUGUUCCAAAGUUCUGCUUUCCAUUCUGCUUGGAUAGUGUCAACCAGAUGGAACAGAAUCAGAAUUUCACAUUUGUCCUGACUGACAUCAACAGUAAACACAGAUUUGGGUUUUGUCGGCUCUCCUCAAGCUUACACACCUGCUAUUGUAUCCUUAGCUACCUGCCAUGGUUUGAUGUGUAUUACAAACUGCUAAACAUUGUUGCAGAUUACACCAUAAUUGGCCAGGAAGCCAAUUUCCAGGAUCUCCUGAUGUCCCUACACAGCCUUUGCAUUCCUGAGCCUGGCAUCCCUGUUCACCUUGCUAUGCAUUUCUACUUCACUGUACCUGAUUUAAAAGAGCUCCCCAGAAUACCAGAGAAUAGGAAUCUUACAGAGUACUUUGUAGCAGUAGAUGUCAAUAACAUGCUUCAACUCUACGCUAGCAUGCUUUAUGAACGUCGGAUCCUCAUCUGCUCUAGCACGCUAAGCACUUUAACAGCUUGUGUCCAUGGGUCUGCUGCCAUGUUAUAUCCUAUGCACUGGCAGCAUGUUUACAUUCCAGUCUUGCCUCAACAUCUAUUAGACUAUUGCUGUGCUCCAAUGCCCUACCUCAUUGGAGUGCAUUCCAGCCUGAUGGAGAAAGUUCUUGGAAUGGCUAUGGAAGAUGUCGUGAUCCUGAAUGUGGACACAAACACCCUUCAAACACCCUAUAAUGAUCUUCAAUGCCUACCCCAUGAUGUGGUUUCAUCUCUAAAAAGUCGGCUGAGGAAGUUUUCAACAACACCAGGUGAUGGUGUGGCCCGUGCCUUCCUCAAGAGUCAAGCAGCUUUGUUUGGCAGCUACAGAGAUGCUCUUCAGAUUGAGUUGGUCAGUGAAUUACUCAAUUUAACAUUGCAGGGUAAACCAAUAACAUUUAAUGAAGAAACCUUUGUAAACCAUCGAUUGAGUGCUAUGAGAGACUUCCUUCAGAAUGCCAUCCAGCUUCAACUUUUCAAACAGUUCAUUGAUGGCCGUUUGGAGAUAUUAAACUCUGGAGAAGGUUUCAGUGACAUCUUUGAGGAGGAGAUCAACAAUGGCAAUUUUGCAGGUAAUGAUACAUCUUACCACCAGUGGCUAAUCACUGUGAAGAAAGGGAGUGGAGCGAUCUUGAACACAGUGAAGACCAAAGCAAACCCAGCUAUGAAAACUGUUUACAAAUUUGCUAAAGACCAUGCCAAAAUGGGCAUCAAGGAAAUGAAGAGCCGGCUAAAGCAUAAGGAAAAUAUAGAUAAUGGAUCAGGAAUCAUUGCUAGGGACAAUGACUUCUUUGCAAUCAAACUCAAGAAUGAAGGGCCAACGCAGACCUUAGAUGAACACAGAAUGAACUGGCAGUUUGGACUGACGCAGUCACCCAUGCUGUUGAAGAAAAACAAAAGUCAUGAAAGUCUGGAAAGUUCUCAUUACCUCCCACAGCGAUACUGCUCACUAAAAGACGUUGAGUCAAUAGAAGAGCAUGAUUGUAAUUUGGGUCUAGAAAGUCCCAGCCGACUUCCAGAGAACCUCUCCAAUGGCAGUGUUGGAGCCAAUUUCUUCAGCUGUGUGGAUGAGCAUGACAGUCAGCCACUUCCUGUGGCUAAAAGCCUUGACGAUCUGAAGAGUCUGCAAGGCUAUCGAAAGCUUCAAGCCAAGUUCUCCAGUCAGCGGAAGGACCUUCAUUUCUGUGAACACUCACAAACACCUCCGAGCCUCAAGCUCCCAAACACUGACAACAAGCUGAUGGGAAUCAAACCAGAUAAAACUGAAAUUCCCUCUUGGGAACCUCCUACCUGCAAGAAAACACAAUCAGAUAAACUUCUCAUGCAGAUAAAUCACCACAGCAGUAACAGUUCAGGCCUUAAACUACAAGACUCAUCCAGCCCUGGCAAUAUUACCAUUCCUCGCCCUCAUGGAAGAAAGAGUGCUGAAUUCGGAACUGUGUUAGCACCACUUAUUGGCCAGUCUCAAUCUAAAUCAUCUAAUGAGGAGAGAACAAAAACAGGGGGUAAAGAAUUUCAAAAAGCCCUGAGUAAGACCACAGACAUGUUCAAUGUUGCAGAGGAUCACAUGGAUUUGAUAAGCCUUCUGGAUCCCUUUAGCAAGUCACCACAGACUAGUUCCGCGUCAACAAUGGAUGACAUGAAUAUUGAGAUGUUUUCUUCGUCUUGCAAAACAAUUCCUCCUAGAUCUUACCCAAUGAUCCAGCCUCCUUUUCAGCCACAUGAUCACAUAUCACCUACUGUCUUUACUCAGCCAGUAAAGAUUUCACUCCCUCAAAUCCAAUACAUGUCAGGUGGGAGAAGAACACCUUUCAACACAGUCUAUGAACCACCAAUUGGCUCUUACCCCCACAAUCCAACCCAGCCGCAUUCUUUCCCUGCAGGCUCUGAGGUCUACAAACAACAAUUACCUGGCAGGCCCACUCUUUCUCCCAGUUAUCGAAUGGGGAACUCUUCCUCAUAUACCCCACUGCUUCACUCAUCAACCAGCAAUCGUGCCAUUUCAGGACUGACCAAUUCAAAACCUGUCGCAAGCACUGCCAACACUCUACCAAGGCUGAUUCAAAUUGAAGAAGACAUCCAGAAAAGUCAGGAUCUUUUUGGCGAUCUUUUGACGAUGAUUAAACCAACCACACCUCUUCAAAAUAGCAUAGAUCAGCUCCAGAAGAGAUGGGAAACAUUUGACUAAAGCCUUUCCUUAGACUUAUUACUCUGGCAUAGCCAGAUGUUUUUCAUUAAUGCAUGAGAAACCUCUUUAGAAGAGCUUGAAAUAUGGUAUUAUGCUGAAAUAGGAAUGAGUACAUUUGCAUUUGUUCCUUACACAAAACUCAAACUGUGAUUAAAUAUGUUUGUAUGGAAUAUUAAAUGACAUAUUAAUAAAACACCACAUACAUCAAAAUCUA